This is a messenger RNA of Scedosporium apiospermum, 459 nucleotides long. Its product is annotated as Ubiquitin-like protein ATG12. NCBI's taxonomy places the organism in Eukaryota, Fungi, Ascomycota, Sordariomycetes, Microascales, Microascaceae. Gene Ontology annotation, cellular component: phagophore assembly site membrane; cytoplasm; Atg12-Atg5-Atg16 complex. The record is from RefSeq and is a predicted model, not a curated record. Bases 1 to 459 code for a protein of 152 amino acids. Gene Ontology annotation, biological process: autophagy of mitochondrion; autophagosome assembly; nucleophagy. The transcript has 2 exons.
AUGGAGGGCUCACCAUCUCCCCCACUAGCCGACCUUCAAGGCGACAUGCUAUCCCCCGCCGCCUCCCCCAUCCCAGACCGAAGCUCGCCCUCCCCCGAGCUCCCUCUCACCAUGACAGCCUCCGCCGUCCUGUCAAGCCUGCCCCGCGAUGCCACAUCCGCCCUCGCAACCGCGGGUCGGUUCGCCCAGGAAAAAGUCCUCGUGCGCUUCAAGCCCGUCGGCUCGGCGCCGGGUCUGAGCCGCGAGGUUUGCAAAAUCAGCGCAUCGCAGAAAUUCGAGGCUAUUGUUGCCUACUUGCGCCGGGUGCUGAGAGUGAAGAAUACGGAUAGCGUGUUUCUUUACGUUAAUAGUGCUUUCGCUCCCUCUCUUGACGAGAUCGUGGGAAACUUGCACAGGUGUUUCAAAAAUGCAAACGAUCAGCUCGUCGUAACUUAUUCAAUGACGCCAGCUUUCGGCUGA